Molecule: messenger RNA, 1166 nt
Organism: Hydra vulgaris (swiftwater hydra)
Lineage: Eukaryota; Metazoa; Cnidaria; Hydrozoa; Anthoathecata; Hydridae
Product: glucose-induced degradation protein 4 homolog
Biological process (GO): protein targeting to vacuole; protein catabolic process in the vacuole; proteasome-mediated ubiquitin-dependent protein catabolic process
Cellular component (GO): GID complex
Source: RefSeq, a predicted model, not a curated record
AAUUCCGUUUUAAAUACAAAUUAAGUGGAGAUGAGUUGGAAAUCUUAGUUGCGCCUAAUAUACGUCAAUAAUAUAAACAUGCCUGCCAAGUUACUAGUUCCAGAAGUCCCAAAAUAUAGCAAACAAGUUGGCAUUCCUAAUACAUUACUAUAUAGUGGCAGUCGCUUCAAAGGAAAUCAAAAAAGUAAAGGCAAUUGUUACGAUGUUGAAGUUGUUCUGCAGCAUGUUGAUCAAGAAAGUUCUUUUUUGUGUGGAUAUCUUAAAAUCAAAGGACUUACAGAUGAGUACCCUACUUUAGUCACAUAUUUUGAUGGUGAAAUAAUUAGUCAAAAAUACCCCUUCCUAACUAGAAAAUGGGAUGCUGAUGAAGAUGUCGAUAAAAAACAUUGGGGAAAGUUUGGUCCAUUUAUUCAAUUUGCAAAGAAGUUUAAUACUGACAAUUUUGAUUAUGAAUAUUUGAAAACAACAGACAUUGUUUUUAUGCGCUGGAAGGAGCGGUUUCUUUUACCAGACCACAAGAUAACAGAUAUCGAUGGUGCUUCGUUUGCUGGAUUUUAUUACAUUUGUUUUCAAAAAUCAACAGCAACUAUAGAAGGGUUUUACUACCACAGAAACUCUGAAAUGUUUCAAUCGCUAACACUAGUUCACGUCACCGACAAUGCGCCGUCGACUUUUGAAUUUAGGUGACAGGGUUACUUAUGCAAUCUACGAAAUUUUAUUAUUUUGUGUUUUACUGAUUUUAACAGUUAACAGCAGAACGGUUAGAAUAAAUAAAAUAAAUUGGUCGGAGAUGGUUGUUUGGAGAGUUUUACAUUGAUACUUGUUUAAAAUAUGAUAUGGAUUUAAAAGUUUUAAAAACCUAAAAUUAAUCGACAAUUUUUACUGUGAAUCAAUUCAGUUUGAAUGCGAAAGCUUUAUUUUUAUUUCGACUUGUGCUUUUAACCAUAGAAAAUUUAUUUAUUUAUUGUUAAUUUAUUAAUGCUAAUGGUUUUGGACUGUUUGUAUUUGUAUAUAAUAGAAUAAAUUUUAUCUAGCUAUUCUCCUAAUAUAUAUCUUCUCGGUUUUAUGCAUCUUGAGUAUUCGUAUCAUAAUUAUUGUUGUUGUAAUUAAUUGUACUGUUAUUAAUAUUAUUAUUCGAGAUGAAAAAAGAAAUUUAUUACGGCUAA